AUGACCACACCCAAGAUAGACGCACGGAGUACUGAUUGGAUCUCCUCAACAGUGUCGUACGCUGAGAUUGCAGCCAAGGGCCCCAAGCAGACCCCCGAGGAGGCCGCAGCCCCGCAGCCCCCCGAGAUCGUGUCCACCGAGUCUGCCUCCACCAGCUCUCUGGUCGACGUAGAUGCCCCCUCUGUCCGCACCGUCCCCUCCGACUUCCUGGAGCAGGAGAUCCAGACCGAGACCCAGGCUGAUCGCCUGUCGCGCGAGGAGGAGGCCAAGAAGCGAGCAAAGGAGGCCAAGGACAAGGCUGCUGCCAAGGCCCGCAAGGCCGACAACUGGAUCACCCAGAAGCUCGCCUCCCUCAGCGACAACCAGAGCAGCGCUCUGGUCGCUACAAACCUGGCUGCUGUCGUGGGACUGAGCGCAUUCCUGGGAUUCAAGGCUUGGGGUCUGUACGAGCGUGGUCGCCUGACCUGGCAGAGCGUCGGCCUGGGACUGGGCAUCCUGGGCGUCGUUGGUCUCGGCGAGAGCGUCUUCGCAGGAUUUUUCUACAAGGCGAAGGGCAAGAAGCAAUAG
Phaeoacremonium minimum UCRPA7 is the source of this 567-nucleotide messenger RNA. Its product is annotated as putative mitochondrial intermembrane space import and assembly protein 40 protein. The record is from RefSeq and is a predicted model, not a curated record. The transcript is spliced from 3 exons. The coding region runs from base 1 to 567 and encodes 188 amino acids. Gene Ontology annotation, cellular component: mitochondrial outer membrane. Gene Ontology annotation, molecular function: nascent polypeptide-associated complex binding. Lineage: Eukaryota; Fungi; Ascomycota; Sordariomycetes; Togniniales; Togniniaceae.